AUGAACAGCUACAAAAACAAGCGUUCUAUCGGACCCCUUCAUACAUGUGGAUCUGUCGCGGUCUCUGGUGACGGGAGCAGACUCGUUACUUGUGUUGCAGAGGAAGCUGUGCUCACCAAUCUUUUGACGGGCGAGGAAAUAUGUCGAUUUGCAGGGGACACUCAAUCCAUUACUUCGCUGUGCUUGACCCCAUCAGCUUCCCAACUGAUCAUAUUCACUUCUGCUCCUUCGUUGCGUGUGUACGAGGUCCCCACCUCUACUUCGAAAAGUAAAAUACAUCCCAUUCGGGUGGUUGCUCGUGCACAUGAUGCCCCCGUACACGUCUGCACCAUUGAUCCAUCCUCCACAUAUCUUGCCUCGGGCUCUGCGGACGGUGUUGUCAAGGUUUGGGACAUUAAACGUGGCUAUGUAACUCACAUAUUCAAAGGGCACGGUGGCAUUGUGAGCGCGUUGAAGUUCAACUUCCCUCGAGACCCUUCUGUCGUGGUUCCACAAAAUAUACUCCAGCUCAUAACGGCCUCCGUGGACACUCGCAUCCGGAUAUUUGAUCUAAAUGCGACCGUGAACAAGGAUCAAAGUGCACUACGUCCGAUCGCUGUUCUCGAAGGGCACGUUUCUGUUCCUCGGGCUCUGGAUGUGACUCCUGACGGGAAAUGGCUAAUAAGCGGAGGAAGAGACUCCGUUGUGUUGGUAUGGAAGAUGCACGCAAAAUCAAAAUCUGCAGAAAACGCCAAGGGGAAGGGAAAGAGCAUUUCACCUGCACUGGUUCAAACCAUUCCUGUUAUGGAACGUGUUGAGGCUGUCGGGUUGUUACAGACAGGGCACUUGGUUCCUAGUAGUAGCGCUUCCCAACUGCGCUUCUAUACUGCUGGGGAGAAAGGUAUCAUCCGGAUAUGGGGAUACCCACAUACCGAAGAUCAAGAGGAGCAGCGUCAGAUCGUAGAAGCUGUCUACUUGCCAUCGAUAUCGACGAUUGUCUCCGUACAUGCAGACCAGAAUAUACUAUUCUACGACCUGAGCACCCAAAAGCUCACCCGGCAACUCAUCGGUUUCAACGAUGAGAUCGUUGACGCAGUUUUCCUGUCUCCAAAUGCACCAAAAUCUGUGGAUUCUCACAUCGCAUUCGCUACGAAUUCAUCCCUCAUCCGGGUUUAUUCAACUGUAGGGCUGGAUGCGCGACUUUUGACUGGUCACACAGAAAUCGUGUUAUCACUUGAUCAUGGCGCGGGAGGGAAACUCUUUGCGAGCGGAAGCAAAGAUCGCUCCAUUCGAUUGUGGGCGCCUGCAUCCGCGGACAACGACCUCCCAACGGAGUGGGGCUGCGUUGCUAUUUGCGAAGGUCACGCAGAAAGCGUAGGCGCCAUUGCGAUGUCGCGAACUUUGGGCGAAGGCAGCACCACGAGUGUGCAAUUCAUGUUCAGCGGUAGUCAAGACCGGACGAUUAAAAUGUGGUAUAUCGGCGACGUGCCGCUGGUUUUCGAUGCCUCUCCACAAGGUCAAAGCGCUAUGAAGUGCAAGAGUUUGACCACUCAUAAAGCACACGAGAAAGAUAUUAAUUCUCUCGAUAUUUCCCCCAACGACCGCCUCUUGGCAUCUGGAUCGCAAGACCGCACAGCUAAAGUAUACGAAAUUAAUUUUUCACGUGCAACUGGGGAUCGGUCUGCACACGGAGAAAUCAAGCUACUCGGAACCUGUAAAGGCCACAAGCGGGGCGUUUGGACGAUCAAGUUUGGUCGCACAGAGCGCGUACUCGCAACUGGAAGCGGCGAUAAAACCGUAAAACUAUGGAACUUGGAGGAUUUCACUUGCGUGAAAACUUUCGAGGGGCAUACCAACUCGGUGUUGAGGGUUGAUUUCAUCAAUCACGGUAUGCAGCUCGUCACAUCAGCGUCGGAUGGCCUUGUCAAACUGUGGAAUGUACGCGAAGAAGAGUGCACAGCCACCAUGGACAAUCACGAGGACAAGGUUUGGGCACUCACCGUCAGCACGGAUGAACGUACGAUUGUUUCUGCAGCAGCGGACUCUGUGGUGACAUUCUGGGAAGAUUGCACUGAGGAACAAGAACAGGAAAACGAGGCCAAACGUGCCGAGCUGGUCUUGAGGGAGCAAGAUUUCAUGAACUAUCUGUCCCUUCAUGACUAUCGCAGAGCAAUACAACUUGCCCUCGCUAUGCAACAGCCUGGGAGAUUAUUGUCUAUGUUCAAAGACAUUCGUGCGACUCCCUCGGAAUCCGCAGCUGAUGCAUCAUCGGUAACUGGCAACGGUGCAGUUGACGAGGUACUCCGGACCCUCGGCGGGUCUGAACUUGCCCGCCUCUUGCGCUAUGUUCGUGAUUGGAAUCCCAAUGCUAAGACAAGCGGAGUGGCGCAAGGAGUUUUGUAUGCAGUCAUGAAGCUUAGAUCGGCGGACGAUGUCAUAGCGGCAUUUACGGAAGAAGCUCGCGAAGGUAUCCUACAGUCCUCUGGUCAAGAGAGCGUGAAAAGUACUACAAGCGGCAAUACUGCACUGAAGGAACUUAUCGACGCUAUGAUUCCGUACACUGAACGGCAUCUCUCCAGAAUGGACCGCCUUGUUCAGGAUAGUUUUGUGGUGGACUACAUCCUGAGCGAGAUGGAUGACGGAAUGUUUGAUGGUCAGGACAUAGAUACCAUGGACGUAGACACGGAGGUCAGUCCAUAGAUUGCAUUUCCAGCAA
Molecule: messenger RNA, 2695 nt
Organism: Suillus paluster
Lineage: Eukaryota; Fungi; Basidiomycota; Agaricomycetes; Boletales; Suillaceae
Product: WD40-repeat-containing domain protein
Exons: 6
Coding region: 1-2679 (892 amino acids)
Biological process (GO): endonucleolytic cleavage to generate mature 5'-end of SSU-rRNA from (SSU-rRNA, 5.8S rRNA, LSU-rRNA); endonucleolytic cleavage in 5'-ETS of tricistronic rRNA transcript (SSU-rRNA, 5.8S rRNA, LSU-rRNA)
Cellular component (GO): small-subunit processome; 90S preribosome; nucleolus
Molecular function (GO): protein binding; U3 snoRNA binding
Source: RefSeq, a predicted model, not a curated record